Colletotrichum higginsianum IMI 349063 is the source of this 3177-nucleotide messenger RNA. RefSeq names its product Glycine dehydrogenase. The record is from RefSeq and is a predicted model, not a curated record. The transcript is spliced from 2 exons. Lineage: Eukaryota; Fungi; Ascomycota; Sordariomycetes; Glomerellales; Glomerellaceae. Gene Ontology annotation, cellular component: mitochondrion; glycine cleavage complex. Gene Ontology annotation, biological process: glycine decarboxylation via glycine cleavage system. Gene Ontology annotation, molecular function: glycine binding; pyridoxal phosphate binding; glycine dehydrogenase (decarboxylating) activity. The coding region runs from base 1 to 3177 and encodes 1058 amino acids.
AUGGCAUCAUUGAGAUUGCCCCUCCCCCGCCAGCUUCGGCUGGUAGCUCCGAGGUCGAGGGUUCUCGCCCGGCAGACGCCGUUGGCCUCGUGGGUUUGCAACUCAUGCGCCUCCAACUCGGCCGUGACCUCUCGGGUCCCCCGUGUGAGGACCUUCAGCGCCAUCACAUCCCUCCAGAACGCCACGAGCGCGAGGAUCCCCUCGGUUGACGCCUCCCUUGAACCGCUCCAGAGGCCCGAGUCGUUCAUCCCCCGCCACAUCGGCCCUGACGUCCAUGACGCCGAGGCCAUGCUCAAGGCGCUUGACCCUCCCGCCAACUCCAUUGAUGAGUUUAUUGCCCAGGUUCUUCCCGCGGAUAUCCUCUCCGAGAGGAAGACCUUCGCCUGGGACACCGAGGGCCCGACGGAUGAGAGCAAGAUCCUGGCGCGGGCCACCGCCUGGGCCAAGGCUAACGAGGCCGCUCCCUUGCCUUUGAUCGGCGCUGGAUACAACCCCAGUGUCACGCCCCGUGUUAUUCAGACCAACGUCCUGGAAAGCCCGGCUUGGUACACCAGCUACACCCCUUACCAGCCGGAAAUCAGCCAGGGACGUCUCGAGUCGCUCCUCAACUACCAGACCAUGGUCUGCGACCUGACCGGUCUCCCCAUCUCCAAUGCCAGUCUCCUGGACGAGGGGACGGCGGCCGCCGAGGCCAUGACCUUGUCGAUGAACGCUCUAUCUGCCUCCCGUGCCAAGAGGCCCGGCAAGACCUUUGUUGUCUCCCACCUCGUUCACCCCCAGUCCAUUUCCGUUCUCAAGAGCAGAGCCCAGGGAUUCGGCAUCAAGGUCGAGACCCUCGAUGUCAGCACCGCCGAGACCCAGGAGAAGAUCAAGGCCCUGGGACAGGACUUGGUCGGUGUCAUGAUCCAGUACCCCGACACCAGGGGCAAGGUUGAGGACUUCCGGGGCCUUUCCGAGCUCGUUCACGAGCAGGGUGCCCUGCUCAGCGCCGCGACCGACCUUCUGGCCCUGACGGUCCUUACGCCUCCUGGCGAGUGGGGUGCCGACAUUGCUUUUGGAAGCGCCCAGCGCUUCGGUGUGCCCCUCGGCUUCGGCGGACCCCACGCCGCCUUCUUCGCCGUCAAGGAGGCCCACAAGCGCCGCAUCCCCGGCCGCUUGGUUGGUGUCUCCAAGGACCGCAGCGGCCGCCGGGCCCUGAGAUUGGCUCUGCAGACCCGCGAGCAGCACAUCCGCCGUGAGAAGGCCACCAGCAACGUCUGCACCGCACAGGCUCUUCUGGCCAACAUGGCUGCGCUGUUCGCCGUCUACCACGGCCCCGAGGGGCUCAAGGAGAUCGCCUCGAGACUGGUCCGGCUUGCUCGCGGCGUCCAGGCCGUCGCCGAGGCCGCCGGCCUGGAGACUGAGCAGAGCGGUGCCAGCCCCGACGGCAAGGUUUUGUUCGACACUGUCGUGAUCAAGGCUGGCGAUCGCGCCCAGAACAUCUUGGCCGAGGCUAAGAAGGCUGGUCUGGGCUUCCGCGACUAUGGAAACGGUGAUAUUGGCAUCAGUGUUAACGAGACGGUCAACGAGGAAGUCUUCCACACCAUCGCCACCGUCCUCGGCAAAGCCACCGGCGCCCAGACCGCCGAGGUCGCGAGCAAGGCCUACGGCGCCCUCACCCAGGACAUUGCGGAACUGCUGCCCGAGUCUCUCCGUCGCCAGUCUGCCUACCUCACCCACCCCGUCUUCAACACCCACCGCAGUGAGACGGAGAUCCUCCGCUACAUCCAUCACCUCCAGUCCAAGGACCUGUCCCUCGUCCACUCCAUGAUCCCUCUCGGAUCCUGCACCAUGAAGCUGAACAGCGCGACCGAGAUGGCGCUCAUCUCCCUCCCCGGCUUCUCCACGAUCCACCCCCACACGCCCAUGAGCGAGCUCAAGGGCUACACGGCCCUGAUCGACAGCCUGUCGGAGCAGCUCAAGGGCAUCACCGCCAUGGACGCCGUCUCCCUGCAGCCCAACUCGGGCGCCCAGGGCGAGUUCGCCGGCCUGCGCGUCAUCCGCAAGUACCUCGAGCAGCAGCCGGGCAAGAAGCGUGACAUCUGCCUGAUCCCGGUCUCGGCCCACGGCACCAACCCUGCCUCGGCCGCCAUGGCCGGCAUGCGCGUCGUCCCCAUCAAGUGCGACCAGAAGACGGGUAACCUGGACAUUGAGGACCUGGAAGCCAAGUGCAAGAAGCACGCCGACGAGCUCGGUGCCUUCAUGGUCACGUACCCCAGCACCUACGGAGUCUUCGAGCCCAGUGUCAAGAAGGCCUGCGACCUCGUUCACCAAUACGGUGGUCAGGUGUACAUGGACGGCGCCAACAUGAACGCCCAGAUCGGCAUCUGCUCGCCUGGCGAGAUCGGGGCCGACGUCUGCCAUCUCAACCUCCACAAGACCUUCUGCAUCCCUCACGGCGGCGGCGGUCCCGGUGUUGGACCCAUCUGCGUCAAGGAGCACCUCGGCCCUUACCUGCCCGGCCGCUCGCCCGAGGCCGGGGAGGCCAUGGUGGCCAGCGCGCCGUACGGCAGCGCCGGCAUUCUGCCCAUCAGCUGGGCGUACAACGCGCUCAUGGGCAACGACGGCCUGCGCCUCGCGACCAAGGCGGCCAUCCUCAACGCCAACUACAUCCUCGCGCGCCUCAAGCCGCACUACAAGAUCCUCUACACCAACGAGAACGGCCGGUGCGCGCACGAGUUCAUCCUCGACGCGCGGCCGUUCAGCGCGACGGCGGGCAUCGAGGCGAUCGAUAUCGCCAAGCGCCUCCAGGACUACGGCUUCCACGCGCCGACGAUGAGCUGGCCCGUGAGCAACACGCUCAUGAUUGAGCCGACGGAGAGCGAGAGCAAGGAGGAGCUCGACCGCUUCAUCGACACGCUCAUCAGCAUCCGUCAGGAGAUCCGCGAGGUCGAGGAGGGCAAGCAGCCCCGAGAGGGCAACGUCCUCAAAAUGGCGCCUCACCCGCAGAUGGACGUCAUCCUGGGCGACGGCGAGGGCAAAUGGGACCGCCCUUACACCCGCGAGAAGGCGGUGUACCCGCUGCCGCACCUGAAGGAGAAGAAGUUCUGGCCCAGCGUGGGUCGCAUCGACGACACAUACGGUGACCUGAACCUCUUCUGCACGUGCCCUCCCGUUGUGGACACGACGCAAGAGUAA